Molecule: messenger RNA, 2186 nt
Organism: Cydia strobilella
Lineage: Eukaryota; Metazoa; Arthropoda; Insecta; Lepidoptera; Tortricidae
Product: peptide transporter family 1-like
Exons: 15
Coding region: 72-2171 (699 amino acids)
Biological process (GO): dipeptide import across plasma membrane
Cellular component (GO): plasma membrane
Molecular function (GO): dipeptide transmembrane transporter activity
Source: RefSeq, a predicted model, not a curated record
GAAUAAUAUAAAGGAAACAUCGACCUCAUUGUAAUUAUUUGUGAGUUAGAUACCGCAGUGUUGUGUUCAAGAUGAGCAAGAAUUGUGAGGAUUUAGAAUGUGACUCCAGGCCUCGGGUGAAGGACCGGUUUCCUAGAAUAGUGAUAAUUAUAGUAGUGGCUGAGUUUUGUGAAAGAUUCUCUUAUUCUGGUAUGCGAGCAUUCUUGACGUUAUAUUUACGAAGCAAAUUGGGAUACUCCGACGACGAAGCUACUGAACUGUACCAUGUCUUCGCAACAUUCGUAUAUUUGUUCCCUAUUUUCGGAGGAAUUAUGGCCGACAAUUACCUUGGGAAGUUCAGAACGAUCUUGUACAUGAUGUUCGUUUACGCUGCGGGAAAUUUGCUGGUCGCCAUCACUGCCAUCCCGCAACUGGCUUUACCAGGAAGACUAUGCACGCUCCUUGGGCUAUUCCUCAUAACAGUGGGCACGGGUGGUAUAAAACCAUGUGUCACAGCGUUCGGAGGUGACCAGUUUCAGUUGCCACAGCAGGAUAAGUACUUGGCCGUGUACUUUAGUGUGCUGUACCUUAAUACUUGCGCGGGCAGUCUAAUAGCCAAGUCCGUGUCGCCUAUACUGCGGUCCGAAGUCCACUGCUUCGGCGAUAAAGACUGCUACUCACUGGCGUUCGGCGCUCCCGGCUUCGUGGUGCUAUGCUCCAUAGUGAUUUUCGUCAGCGCCAAAAGUCGAUACGUGAUCAAGAAGCCUCAGGGGAACGUGGUGAUAGACUUCGUCAAAUGUGUCACUUUGGGUCUCAAAAACCUAAUACUGCGGCGAAAGAAGGACGCCAACUCCCAUUGGCUGGACAGCACGCAGCAUCAGUACGACCAGCGCUUCAUCAGGGACAUCAAGAAGACGCUUUCUUUACUGAUCCUGUUCACUGUCCUACCUGUUUUCUGGGCCUUGCUGGAUCAGAUGGGUUCUCGCUGGACACUACAAGCGACGAAGGUCUCCGGAAACCUGGGCUUCGUCACCAUCAAGCCGGACCAGCUGCAAGUUAUCAACCCCAUAUCCAUUAUCAUACUGAUACCGCUGCUACAAAAGUACGUUUACCCAUUUUUCGAGCGACGUAACAUGCUAGUGAAUCCUUUACAUAAGCUGACGCUUGGCGGUGUGCUGGCCGGCAUCGCGUUCAUAGUGUCCGCCGUCAUGGAGAUAUAUCUCAAGACGACCUACCCGCAACUGCCAACUCCCGGUCUGGGACAACUUCGGAUAUUCAACGGAAAUCCAUACUCAGUCAAUAUCACAAACUACAACAUAUCAUACUCUUUACCACCACACCACUAUUACUUCAAAAAAGACUUCCAAAUCUACGGAACAGAGAACAUAACAUUGAAUUUUGAAAGAUUAUCUAUCAACGAAGAUUUUCUGCGAAGUAAUAAUUCUUUUGAGAGAGAAUUUAUUUUAAAGGAGAAUAAAGCGAACUCAUAUUUCUUGGACGGGGAUGAAGUGUAUGGAUUUUUCGAUAAUGUGGAUAAGAGUAAAUCAGGCUUGCCUGUAGUAAGAUUCUUAGUGUCGCACCGAACUAACGCCUCCGACAUAAAGUUCUACAACGAAAGAAGGAGCGAGAUAGAAACACAUAUAAGUGUGGGAGUGUCAUCUCAAAUAGAGGUGUUCGCUUCUACAUAUUCCAUUUGGAUGGAUGAUGAAGUGGCGAUGAGACAUAUUGAGAUGAAGGGGGGUGGGGUGUACACUGUGGUUGUUGAUGAAUAUAAAACAAAUGUGAUUGUGAUCACGGAGCCAAAUUCCAUCUCCAUGGCGUGGUUGUUACCGCAGUUUCUCAUCAUGGCUGUAGCAGAGGUCCUAUUCGCCGUGACGGGUAACGAGUUCGCCUUCAAAGAGUCCCCAGAAAGCAUGAAAUCUGUGAUGGCAGCGGUUUGGAUGCUGACUGAAGCUGUAGGGAACAUCAUCAUCAUCAUCGUCACAAGGCUUCUGGCUGAUUACCAAACGGAAACCCAAUUCUUUUUCUACACGGGCCUGAUGUUUGUAGCUAUCGUCAUAUUCCACUUCAUGUCUCGGAACUACCAGUUCAAACAUCAAGAAUCUCAGCCCGAUAAGAUAAGAGAUAAGAGGAGCAACAGCGAAGCCAUGUAUCUAGAGAUUAAACAGACUGAGGAUUUGCUAGACCAUUAAUGUUAGUAACUAUAU